CCGCUGGGGGCGCUGGUGCCGCAGGGCGCCGCCUCUCGGCCGCUUCCAACCAAACUCAAAAGAAGUCGAGGAGGAAGGACAGAAACAGGAAGAAGAUAAAAUCGGUACCAACAAUGACUUCGACCAGGAGACUAAGCAAGGAGCUCGAAGACCUCAGGAAAUCUGGGAUGAAGCAUUUCCGCAACAUUCAAGUGGAUGAGUGUAACAUUUUGAACUGGCAAGGGCUCAUUGUUCCUGACUGUCCCCCAUACGACAAAGGAGCGUUUCGGAUCGAGAUCAUCUUCCCCGCCGAGUACCCCUUCAAGCCGCCCAAGAUCACCUUCAAGACAAAAAUCUACCACCCCAACAUCGACGAGAAGGGCCAGGUCUGCCUGCCCAUCAUCAGCGUGGAGAACUGGAAGCCGGCCACGAGAACCUGCCAAGUGAUCCAGUGUCUCAUUGCUCUGGUGAACAUCCCUCAGCCGGAGCAUCCGCUCAGGGCCGACCUGGCCGAGGAAUACACUAAAGACCGCGCGAAAUUCAUGAAGAACGCCGAAGAGUUCACAAAGAAACACAGUGAAAAGCGACCUGUGGACUGACGACACAAUGUCCUAGCUCUCCGUCUAGGAACCCCACCUCCCCCAACCUCCACCUCCUCCUCCGACUCCCUUGUUCUUACCCCCUUCGAGUCCCGCAGAGACGCCCUGUUCUCGCAUUACCUGCAAUUUGUUAGCGCUCUCCAAACCACUUCGUAGGGACUUUCUGUUUCACUUUGCCAAAAACAAGCAGGACUUUUUGGUGAGUAGACAGCGUCUGGCCUCUAGGUGUCACCUUUUUUGUUUUUUGUUUUUGGUUGUCAUUGACUUCUUUCUACUGAUUUCUUGUUAGAAGAAAAGAGAAUAGCCGGAGGUGACAUCCUGGAAAUGUAAUCAAAAAAGAAAAAAAAGUGCUUCAGUGUUGAAUGUGUUCUCAGAUUAAUCAGUAGCUUAUGCAGAUCUACCUGUUUACACAACUUCUAUGCUUCGUUUUGACAUUUCUUCGGCAUCUUUUCUGUUUCAUCGUCUCCUCCCUUCAGGUUUUUCAUUAACACGCCGUAAAUGAGCUCAAUGAAAAUCACCUGUCGCAGUACAAGAAAGUUACAGUUUGUUACUGAAGCAAAGUCUGCACAUGUAAACAAUUGAUGAAAAUGCCGCAAUGUGUUUUUGUAUUUUAAGAUGUUGGAGAAAAGGAGAAAAAAAUCCCUUAUAAUUAAAAAAAAAUAUCUUCCA
Messenger RNA from Mugil cephalus (flathead mullet), 1247 nucleotides. RefSeq names its product ubiquitin-conjugating enzyme E2L 3a (gene ube2l3a). The record is from RefSeq and is a predicted model, not a curated record. The transcript is spliced from 4 exons. The coding region runs from base 114 to 578 and encodes 154 amino acids. Lineage: Eukaryota; Metazoa; Chordata; Actinopteri; Mugiliformes; Mugilidae.